AUGUUGGAGCCAUAUCUCGAACCUGGGCGUAACCUUCAAGAUUUUCAACAACAGUGGGAACUCAUACAUGUAUGCUGCCCUCCUUCUCCCCCCCCGACUACAGUUAUUGUAGGUUGUGCUUUUCCUGUGUGGCCGAAGUGCCUUGGUCAUGCCAAAAGCAGCUUUACUUUCAAGAGGCGUUUAGCUUAG
This is a messenger RNA of Prunus armeniaca (apricot), 189 nucleotides long. Lineage: Eukaryota; Viridiplantae; Streptophyta; Magnoliopsida; Rosales; Rosaceae. The record is from the annotation of a GenBank genome assembly.